AUGGAGGUCCGACCAGAUAGAUUUAAGGCGGUCGCGGCGAAAACGCUUGGAAGAGUUCACAGAAUCCUAGAGAAGCGUCAGGAGAAUGGCGAGACAAUCGAACUCUCCUCAGAGGGCCGGCCGGAGAUGGUUGAGGAGAAGGAACUGCCUGUGGUGGACUGCACCUGCUUCGGGUUGCCACGGCGAUACAUCAUCGCCAUCCUGUCCGGUAUCGGCUUCUGCAUUUCAUUCGGCAUCCGCUGCAACCUAGGCGUGGCCAUCGUCAGCAUGGUCAAUAACCACACCAUCUACAGGGACAACAGGGCCAUUAAUGUGAAAGCUCAGUUCACGUGGGAUCCCGAGACGGUAGGAAUGAUCCACGGCUCUUUUUUUUGGGGUUACAUCGUCACUCAGAUCCCUGGUGGCUUCAUCUGCCAGAAAUUUGCUGCCAACAGAGUUUUUGGUUUUGCAAUCGUUGCCACUUCAACACUGAACAUGCUGAUUCCCAGCGCGGCCCGAAUUCACUUCGGCUGUGUCAUCAUGGUCCGAAUACUCCAGGGACUUGUGGAGGGUGUGUCUUACCCAGCAUGUCACGGGAUAUGGGCAAAAUGGGCCCCGCCCCUUGAGAGAAGUCGAUUGGCUACGACAGCCUUCUGUGGUUCAUAUGCGGGUGCUGUCAUAGCUAUGCCUCUAGCUGGUGUGUUGGUCCAGUACACUGGCUGGUCAUCCGUCUUCUAUGUGUAUGGGAGUUUCGGCGUGUGCUGGUAUCUCUUUUGGGUCCUGGUGUCUUAUGAGAGUCCUGCAGCCCAUCCAACCAUUACUCCAGAGGAGAGACAAUACAUUGAAGAGGCGAUCGGAGAAUCAGCAGGGCUCGUCAACCCGCUGCAGAAAUUUAACACGCCGUGGAGGAAGUUUUUCACCUCCAUGCCUGUGUACGCCAUCAUCGUGGCCAAUUUCUGCCGCAGCUGGACCUUCUACCUGCUCCUCAUCAGCCAGCCUGCCUACUUUGAGGAGGUGUUUGGCUUUGAGAUCAGCAAAGUGGGCAUUCUGUCUGCCCUUCCUCACCUGGUGAUGACCAUCAUUGUGCCGAUUGGAGGGCAGCUGGCUGACUACUUAAGGUCUAACAACAUUAUGACCACCACCAACGUCAGAAAACUCAUGAACUGCGGAGGCUUUGGUAUGGAGGCCACGUUUCUUCUGGUGGUUGGUUAUUCCCACACCAAAGGCGUUGCCAUCUCCUUCCUCGUUCUGGCAGUUGGCUUCAGUGGAUUUGCUAUAUCAGGGUUUAAUGUAAAUCAUUUGGACAUAGCUCCCCGUUAUGCCAGUAUCCUGAUGGGAAUUUCUAAUGGUGUGGGGACCCUGUCUGGCAUGGUGUGUCCUCUCAUUGUUGGUGCCAUGACAAAGCACAAGACACGGGAGGAAUGGCAGUAUGUUUUUCUCAUUGCUUCUCUUGUUCACUAUGGCGGUGUUAUCUUCUAUGGGAUUUUUGCAUCAGGGGAGAAACAGUCAUGGGCGGAGCCUGAGACCACUAGUGAAGAGAAGUGUGGCAUUCUGGGAGAAGAUGAGCUGGCCAAUGAAACAGAAGAGUUGUACAGAACAGACGGCGGGGGUUAUGGAGCGAUGAACCAGCAGGUCGACCCAAAUGGAUGUGGAGUGGGAGGCGGGGGGACAGGGGGCUGGGUCUCCGACUGGGACAAAACAGAAGAGUACGUCCAACCAGCAGGAACAAACAGCUACCUCUACGGAGGAGAGGACGACCGAGAGCUGACAUAG
Chanos chanos (milkfish) is the source of this 1752-nucleotide messenger RNA. RefSeq names its product solute carrier family 17 member 7b (gene slc17a7b). The transcript is spliced from 13 exons. Lineage: Eukaryota; Metazoa; Chordata; Actinopteri; Gonorynchiformes; Chanidae. Gene Ontology annotation, cellular component: excitatory synapse; synaptic vesicle membrane. The record is from RefSeq and is a predicted model, not a curated record. Gene Ontology annotation, molecular function: neurotransmitter transmembrane transporter activity; L-glutamate transmembrane transporter activity. Gene Ontology annotation, biological process: neurotransmitter loading into synaptic vesicle; transmembrane transport; synaptic transmission, glutamatergic. Bases 1 to 1752 code for a protein of 583 amino acids.